Jaculus jaculus (lesser Egyptian jerboa) is the source of this 8902-nucleotide messenger RNA. It is a transcript of the gene Ncor2, whose product is annotated as nuclear receptor corepressor 2. The transcript has 48 exons. Lineage: Eukaryota; Metazoa; Chordata; Mammalia; Rodentia; Dipodidae. The coding region runs from base 235 to 7929 and encodes 2564 amino acids. Gene Ontology annotation, molecular function: transcription corepressor activity. The record is from RefSeq and is a predicted model, not a curated record. Gene Ontology annotation, biological process: negative regulation of transcription by RNA polymerase II.
GCCUGCGGCCCGGGCCACGGGUGCUGCAUGUGCUGACCCUGGCUGGCACACUGCCGGUCCUCACUUGCUGCGUGGAAUUGUUCCUGCAAGUUAUUUUGGAGCCCAUGCAGACCAGCACUGGUCAUGCACUGGUGCCUGUGAGCGAGUGGCCUGCCAGCAGAUGCCCCAGACUGGCUUGCGAUACUAGCUGCGACUGAGAGACAGUCUGUCAGCUAAAGCUGCCGACUUGCCGCCAUGUCAGGAUCCACGCAGCCUGUGGCCCAGACGUGGCGUGCUACUGAAACCCGCUACCCACCCCAUGGCAUCUCUUACCCCGUGCAGAUUGCCCGACCCCACACGGACGUGGGGUUACUUGAGUACCAGCACCACCCUCGUGACUAUGCCUCACACCUGUCACCUGGCUCCAUCAUCCAGCCACAGAGGCGGCGGCCCUCGCUGCUGUCGGAGUUCCAGCCCGGGAAUGAACGGUCCCAGGAGCUCCACCUGCGCCCUGAGUCCCGCUCCUUCCUGCCUGAGCUGGGCAAGCCAGACAUGGAGUUUACUGAGAGCAAGCGCCCGCGCCUGGAGCUGCUGCCCGACACCUUACUGCGGCCAUCACCACUACUGGCUGCAGGACAGCCCAGUGGGUCUGAGGACCUCACCAAGGAGCGCAGCCUGGCUGGCAAGCUGGAGCCUGUGUCCCCUCCCAGCCCUCCUCACACCGAUUCUGAGCUGGAGCUGGCGCCCCCACGGCUGUCCAAGGAGGAGCUGAUCCAGAGCAUGGACCGCGUGGACCGCGAGAUCACCAUGGUUGAGCAGCAGAUCUCCAAGCUGAAGAAGAAGCAGCAACAGCUGGAGGAGGAGGCUGCCAAGCCCCCGGAGCCCGAGAAGCCUGUGUCGCCGCCGCCCAUCGAGUCCAAGCACCGCAGCCUUGUCCAGAUCAUCUAUGACGAGAAUCGGAAGAAGGCUGAGGCUGCACAUCGGAUCCUGGAAGGCCUGGGGCCCCAGGUGGAGCUGCCGCUGUACAACCAGCCAUCUGACACGCGCCAAUACCAUGAGAACAUCAAAAUAAACCAGGCCAUGCGCAAGAAGCUGAUUCUGUACUUCAAGCGAAGGAACCACGCACGGAAGCAAUGGGAGCAGCGCUUCUGCCAGCGCUAUGACCAGCUCAUGGAGGCCUGGGAGAAGAAAGUUGAGCGCAUUGAGAACAACCCGCGGCGGAGGGCCAAGGAGAGCAAAGUGCGCGAGUACUACGAGAAGCAGUUUCCCGAGAUCCGCAAACAGCGCGAGCUGCAGGAGCGCAUGCAGAGCAGGGUGGGCCAGCGCGGCAGCGGGCUUUCCAUGUCGGCCGCUCGUAGUGAGCACGAGGUGUCUGAGAUCAUCGAUGGCCUGUCUGAGCAGGAGAACCUGGAGAAACAGAUGAGGCAGUUGGCCGUGAUCCCACCCAUGUUGUAUGAUGCAGACCAGCAGAGAAUCAAGUUCAUCAACAUGAAUGGGCUCAUGGACGACCCCAUGAAGGUGUACAAGGAUCGCCAGGUCACCAACAUGUGGAGCGAGCAGGAGAAGGACACCUUUCGUGAGAAGUUCAUGCAGCACCCCAAGAACUUUGGCCUAAUUGCCUCAUUCCUGGAGAGAAAGACGGUGGCUGAGUGUGUCCUCUAUUACUACCUAACCAAGAAGAAUGAGAACUACAAGAGUCUGGUGAGGCGGAGCUACCGACGUCGGGGCAAGAGCCAGCAGCAGCAGCAGCAACAGCAGCAGCAACAACAGCAGCAGCAGCAGCAACAGCAGCAGCAGCAGCAUAUGGCGAGGAGCAGCCAGGAGGAGAAGGAAGAGAAGGAAAAGGAGAAGGAGAAGGAGACCGACAAGGAGGAGGAGAAACCAGACCUGGACAAUGACAAGGAAGAGCUCAGCAAGGAAAAGACCGAUGACACGUCUGGAGAGGACAAUGAUGAGAAGGAGGCAGUCGCCUCCAAAGGCCGCAAAACCGCCAACAGCCAGGGCCGGCGCAAAGGCCGUAUCACUCGUUCCAUGGCCAAUGAGGCCAGCAAUGAGGAGGCCACCACGCCACAGCAGAGCACUGAGCUGGCCUCUAUGGAGAUGAAUGAGAGCUCCCGCUGGACUGAGGAGGAGAUGGAGACAGCCAAGAAAGGUCUCCUGGAGCAUGGCAGGAACUGGUCAGCCAUCGCCCGCAUGGUGGGCUCCAAGACAGUGUCACAGUGUAAGAACUUUUACUUCAACUACAAGAAGAGGCAGAACCUGGAUGAGAUCCUUCAGCAGCACAAGGUGAAGAUGGAGAAGGAGAGAAAUGCACGGAGGAAGAAGAAAAAGGCCCCUGCUGCAGCCAGUUUGGAGACAGCUUUUCCGCCCGCAGCAGAGGACGAGGAGAUGGAGGCCUCCGGUGCGAGCGCCAACGAGGAGGAGCUGGCUGAGGAAGCGGAAGCCUUACCUGCCUCUGGAAAUGAAGUGCCCAGAGGGGAGUCCAGUGGCCCAGCCACUGUUAACAACAGCUCUGACACGGAGAGUAUCCCAUCCCCGGGCACAGAGGCGACCAAGGACACUGGGCAGAAUGGGCCCAAGCCUGUGAGCACUGAGGGGCCGCCUGCCACUGAGCCACCUACCCCUCCACCAGAGGACCCUGUAGCUCCUGCUGAGCCUGGUCCAGUCCCGGAGACCAGUGGACCACCAUCCCCUCCAGCUCCCCCAUCACCUGUACCCCUUCCUAUGGUCCCCAAGGAGGAGCAGGAAGAGGAGGCAGCCACGAUGCCCCAGACAGAAGACACAGAGGAGAAGAAGCCUGUGGCUGGGGAGCUGGUGCUGGACACAGGGAAGACAGAGGAGCCCGAGGCUCCUGAGGAGCCCCCCAGAAGUGUCAAGAGCGAGUGCAAGGAGGAGGCCGAGGAGGAGGCCACUGACAAGACCAAGGGCACUGAGGCCACGGAGACCAUGCCUGAAGGGCCACUCAAGGUGGAGAAGAAGGAGAACGGGAGCAGCAAGACCCCUGUGGCUAAGGGCUCGGGCUCAGGAGCCCCCCAGGACAGCGACUCCAGUGCCACUUGUAGCGCGGAUGAAGUCGAUGAGCCUGAGGGAGGCGAUAAGGGCAGACUGCUGUCGCCAAGGCCCAGCCUUCUCACCCCAGCCAGCGACUCCAGGGCCAGCGCCUCACCUCAGAAGCCACUGGACCUGAAGCAGCUGAAGCAGCGGGCAGCUGCCAUCCCCCCCAUCCAGGUCACCAAAGUUCAUGAAGCCCCCCGAGAGGACACAGCGUCCUCAAAGUCAGCACCCCCUGCUCCACCACCCACACAGCACCUGCAGCCAGAAAGUGACUCGUCCCAGCAGCCCAGCAGCAGUCCUCGAGGCAAGAGCAGGAGUCCAGUGCCACCCACUGACAAGGAGGCAGAGAAGCCCGCAUUCUUGCCAGCUUUUGGAGCUGAGGGCCCAAAGCUGCCCUCUGAGCCCCCACGCUGGACAUCGGGUCUUCCAUUCACUGUGCCCCCUCGGGAGGUGAUCAAGGCCUCCCCACAUGCCCCAGACCCCUCGGCCUUCUCCUAUGCACCCCCUGGUCACCCACUGCCCCUGGGUCUCCACGACAGUGCCCGACCUGUUCUGCCCCGCCCCCCCAUCUCCAACCCACCACCCCUCAUCUCCUCGGCCAAGCACCCAGGUGUCCUUGAGAGGCAGCUAGGCACCAUCUCCCAGGGCAUGUCGGUGCAGCUGCGUGUGCCAUACUCAGAGCAUGCCAAGGCCCCAGUGGGCCCCCUCACCAUGGGGCUGCCUCUUGCUGUGGACCCCAAAAAGCUGGCACCCUUUAGCGGAGUGAAGCAGGAGCAGCUAUCUCCACGGGGACAGGCCGGGCCACCUGAGAGUCUGGGAGUGCCCACUGCCCAGGAGACAUCCGUGCUAAGAGGGACUGCAUUGGGCUCCAGCACCAGUGGGAGCAUCACCAAGGGCCUGCCCAGCACCCGACUGCCUGCAGAUGGUCCCAGCUACCGUGGUUCCAUUACCCACGGCACGCCAGCUGACGUCCUCUACAAGGGCACCAUCAGCAGGAUUGUUGGUGAGGACAGCCCAAGUCGCCUGGACCGGGCCCGGGAGGAUGCUCUGCCCAAAGGCCACGUCAUCUACGAGGGGAAGAAGGGCCACGUCUUAUCCUAUGAGGGUGGCAUGUCUGUGUCCCAGUGCUCCAAGGAAGAUGGCAGGAACAGCUCAGGCACACCCCAUGAGACAACAGCCCCCAAACGUACCUAUGACAUGAUGGAGGGCCGCGUUGGCAGGGCUAUCUCCUCGGCCAGCAUUGAAGGGCUCAUGGGCCGUGCCAUCCCGGAGCAGCCCAGCCCACACCACCUCAAGGAGCAGCACCACAUCCGUGGCUCUAUCACACAAGGGAUCCCGAGGUCCUAUGUGGAGGCCCAGGAGGACUACCUGCGUCGGGAGGCCAAGCUCCUGAAGCGGGAGGGCACGCCACCACCCCCUCCACCCCCAAGGGACCUAGCAGAGGCCUAUAAGACCCGGCCCCUGGAGACCCUGGGUCCCUUGAAGCUGAAGCCAGCCCACGAGGGCCUGGUUGCAACUGUGAAGGAGGCAGGCCGCUCCAUCCAUGAGAUCCCACGCGAGGAGCUGCGCCGGACACCCGAGGUGCCCCUGGCCCCACGGCCACUCAAGGAGGGUUCCAUCACCCAGGGAACCCCGCUCAAGUAUGACUCCAGUGCACCCACCUCCAGUGCCAAGAAGCACGACGUUCGCUCCAUCAUUGGCAGUCCAGGCCGGCCCUUCCCUCCUGUGCACCCACUGGAUGUGAUGGCUGAUGCCCGGGCACUGGAGCGCGCCUGCUACGAAGAGAGCCUGAAGACCCGGCCAGGGGCCACCAGUGGCACAGGGGGCUCCAUCACCCGCGGCGCCCCAGUUGUCUUGCCUGAGCUAGGCAAGCCGCGGCAGAGCCCCCUGGCCUACGAGGAUCACAGUGCGCCCUUCACUGGCCACCUGCCACGUGGCUCGCCUGUGACCACGCGGGAGCCUACACCACGCCUGCAAGAGGGCAAUCUCUUGUCCAGCAAGGCAUCCCAGGACCGCAAACUGACAUCAACACCCCGUGAGAUCGCCAAGUCUCCACACAGCACCGUACCUGAGCACCACCCACACACCAUCUCCCCCUAUGAGCAUCUGCUCCGGGGUGUGAGUGGUGUGGACUUAUACCGUGGCCACAUCCCUCUGGCCUUUGACCCCACCUCCAUACCCCGUGGGAUCCCUCUGGAUGCAGCAGCCGCAGCCGCCUACUACAUACCCCGGCACCUGGCCCCCAACCCUACCUACCCGCACCUGUACCCACCUUACCUCAUCCGUGGCUACCCUGACGCAGCAGCCUUGGAGAACCGGCAGACCAUUAUCAAUGACUACAUCACCUCGCAGCAGAUGCAUAGUGCCGCUUCAGCCAUGGCCCAGCGUGCUGACAUGCUGAGGGGCCUGUCACCGCGUGAGUCCUCGCUGGCCCUCAACUAUGCUACUGGCCCACGAGGCAUCAUCGACCUGUCCCAAGUGCCGCAUCUGCCUGUGUUGGUGCCCCCAACGCCAGGAACCCCUGCCACUGCCAUUGACCGCCUUGCCUACCUCCCCACCGCGCCCCCACCUUUCAGCAGCCGCCAUAGUAGCUCCCCACUCUCUCCAGGAGGCCCUACUCACCUGAGUAAGUCAACCACCUCAUCCUCCUCGGAUCGUGAGCGGGAACGUGAGCGAGAACGAGACAAGUCCAUCCUCACAUCCACUACGACGGUAGAGCAUGCACCCAUCUGGAGACCUGGUACGGAGCAGAGCAGCGGGACUGGGGGCAGCAGCAGCAGCCGCCCCUCUUCCCACGCCCACCAGCACUCGCCUAUCUCCCCCCGGACCCAAGAUUCCCUGCAGCAAAGACCCAGCGUGCUGCACAACACGGGCAUGAAGGGCGUUGUCACCGCCGUGGAGCCCGGCACGCCCACGGUCCUGAGGUGGGCCAGAUCCACCUCCACCUCCUCACCUGUUCGCCCAGCCGCCACAUUCCCACCCGCGACCCACUGCCCGUUGGGUACCACCCUCGAUGGGGUCUACCCUACCCUCAUAGAACCCGUCUUGCUAUCCAAGGAAACCUCUCGUGUCUCCCGGCCCGAGAGACCCCGUGUGGACACUGGCCAUGCCUUCCUUGCCAAGCCCCCAGCCCGGGAGCCUGCCUCCUCACCCAGCAAGAACUCUGAGCCCCGUUCCCUAGCACCCCCCAGCUCCAGCCACGCUGCUAUCACCCGUACCCCAGCAAAGAGCCUCACACCCCACCACGCCAGCCCGGACCCACCGGCACCUGCCUCAGCCUCCGACCUCCACCGGGAAAAGACUCAAAGUAAACCCUUUUCCAUCCAGGAGCUGGAGCUCCGUUCUCUGGGUAAGACCACCCUGACAGCGGCCACGUUCAUAGACGCGAUUAUCACGCGUCAAAUUGCUCACGAAAGGGGGCCGCGAGAAGGAGGUUCGCUGGCCAACGACUCCCCUCGCGACGGUUACCACAGUGGAGCUGGAUACAGUCCCGAUGGGGUGGAGCCCGUCAGCCCCGUGAGCUCGCCCAGCCUGUCCCAGGACAAGGGGCUCCCCAAGCACCUGGAGGAGCUAGACGAGAGCCACCUGGAGGGGGAGCUGAGGCACAAGCAGCCAGGCCCCAUGAAGCUGAGUGCAGAGGCUGCCCACCUCCCUCACUUGCGGCCACUGCCUGAGAGCCAGACGUCAUCCAGUUCACUGCUCCAGACUGCCCCAGGAGUCAAGGGUCACCAGCGGGUGGUCACCUUGGCUCAGCACAUCAGUGAGGUCAUCACACAGGACUACACGCGCCACCACCCACAACAGCUCAGUGGCCCCCUGCCUGCCCCACUCUACUCCUUCCCUGGAGCCAGCUGCCCUGUCCUGGAUCUCCGACGCCCACCCAGUGACCUCUACCUCCCGCCCCCUGAUCAUGGUGCCCCAGCUCGCGGCUCCCCCCAUAGUGAAGGGGGCAAGAGGUCCCCAGAGCCAAGCAAAACAUCAGUCCUGAGCAACAGUGAGGAUGGUAUUGAACCUGUGUCCCCACCAGAGGGCAUGACUGAGCCAGGGCAUCCCAGGAGUGCUGUGUAUCCACUGCUGUACCGGGAUGGGGAUCCAGUGGAGCCCAGGAUGGGAUCCAAGUCUCCAGGCAGCACCAGCCAGCCGCCCGCAUUCUUCAGCAAGCUGACAGAGAGCAAUUCCGCCAUGGUCAAGUCUAAGAAACAGGAGAUCAACAAGAAGCUCAGCACUCAUAACCGGAACGAGCCAGAAUAUAAUAUCGGCCAGCCUGGGACGGAAAUCUUCAAUAUGCCCGCCAUCACUGGUGCAGGCCUUAUGACCUGUAGAAGCCAGGCGGUGCAAGAACACGCCAGCACCAACAUGGGGCUUGAGGCCAUUAUUAGAAAGGCACUCAUGGGUAAAUAUGACCAUUGGGAAGAGCCCCCGCCGCUCGGCGCCAAUGCUUUUAACCCUCUGAAUGCCAGUGCCAGCCUGCCCGCUGCCGCUAUGCCCAUAACUGCUGCUGACGGACGGAGUGACCACGCGCUCACCUCGCCAGGUGGUGGUGGGAAGGCCAAGGUCUCUGGCAGACCCAGCAGCCGAAAAGCCAAGUCUCCAGCCCCAGGCCUGGCAUCUGGGGACCGGCCGCCCUCUGUCUCCUCGGUGCACUCAGAGGGAGACUGCAACCGCCGGACGCCACUCACCAACCGUGUGUGGGAGGACCGGCCCUCAUCUGCAGGGUCCACGCCAUUCCCUUACAACCCUCUGAUUAUGCGGCUGCAGGCCGGAGUCAUGGCCUCCCCACCCCCACCUGGUCUCACUCCAGGCAGCGGGUCCCUCGCUGGCCCCCACCACGCCUGGGAUGAGGAGCCCAAGCCACUGCUGUGCUCACAGUAUGAAACACUCUCCGACAGCGAGUGACUCCCAAUGGGGCAGGGGGUGGUGCCAAGUCCCUGCAGGAGAUAGGAGCACCCUGUGUGGAGCAGGCGGCUACUGACUCCCCCCCAGUGAGGAAGGAGCCCCUGAGUCUACCUGCGUGUCCAUCCAUCCGUCCGCCCGUCUGUCCAUCCACAGCUGGCUCCUGCCUGUCUAAAGCCUUAACUAAGACUCCCGCCCCGGGCUGGCCCUGCGCAGGGACCUUACUCAGGGGAUGUUUACCUGGUGCUUGGAGGGGAGGGGAGGGAGGGAAGGGGAGGGCAGCGUGCCUGGAGGGGGCACAGAGAAUGUGUGGCACUUACACACAUGGCCGGGGCGGCCAGGGACCCAAAACAAGACUACCAGGCACCUCCAUGCCACCGCCUCGCCCCUUAAUGCAUUUGGAACCAAAGUCUAAACUAAGCUCGCAGUCCCCACCCUUCCUCCGCCUCCCAGCCUGCUUUGCGCUCUGGACAGACCCCAGCGCUCUCGUCACCGUCCCCACAGGCUGCCCCAUCUGGUAAGACCUGGAGCUCACCAGACCAGGUGGGCUGAGGAGGGGCUGGGUGUGGCCUGGGACGAAGAUGUUCCAAGGAACUGGACUGUCUCCUGAGUCGUUGCCAUAGUGACGGGGAGGGAAGACAGAUGUAAAUGAUGUAUUGGUUUACAGGGUAUAUUUUUGAUACCUGCAAUGAGUUAAUUCAGACGUUUCACACAAGGAAGGACUUCCCCAGUAUUACUGCUGCCGUGCUUGGAUCUCUGCUUACUGUUCCAUAGGUGUGUGCCAGCCGAGUGGGUGGCCCCAUCACAUGCAGGACUGAGGGGCAGGGAUCACCAGCUCACAGCCUUCCAUGUCCUCCCUCCCCUCCUUCCUUGGGCAAAUGAGUUGGAUGCAUAUUCUGUGGCCACCACCUGCACAGAGUGGCGGCCUUCUGUCAUUCACAAACGUGGUUCCAAUUAAAAAGUGAAUUAUACUCUA